This is a messenger RNA of Saccostrea cuccullata (small rock oyster), 1712 nucleotides long. RefSeq lists its product as uncharacterized. NCBI's taxonomy places the organism in Eukaryota, Metazoa, Mollusca, Bivalvia, Ostreida, Ostreidae. The record is from RefSeq and is a predicted model, not a curated record. The transcript has 2 exons. Bases 716 to 1429 code for a protein of 237 amino acids.
CAGCUACUUGCAGACCUAUUCUGGAAACGUUGGCACAAAGAAUUCUUAGUUACGCUACAAAGUCGAAGGAAGUGGGCACACAAUCAGAGGAAUUUAUCCGUUGGUGAUGUUGUGUUACUGAAGGAUAGGUCAGUGCAUCGUUGUGACUGGAAGAUGGCAAUGGUGGAACAAGUGUAUCCGAGUGAAUCUGACGACAAAGUCCGUAAAGUAAGACUUCGUGUAAAUAGAGACGGUACCAACGUGUAUUAUACUCGCCCAGUCACGGAGACUGUCCUUCUGAUUGCGAUGUAACAAUGUUCCAGAUUCUUAAAGACUGCAAUUUGAUAUUUGAACAUUUUUUACAUUUUUUACGUUACUAGGUUCAUAGUGAUAUCAUUCGAUAUCAGACGGGGAGUGUAAUGUUUAUCAACAUUUAAUUUUGUAUGUUUUUUUAGAGCUAGAGUUAUCUUUCUUUAUCCAUUUGUUAUCUGUCAUAAUUGCAAGAGUUAUCUUUUUUAUUUGUAAUUUUGGAGUUAUUUUUCCUAAAAUCCUCACUUCCUGUGUUCAUUUCCUGUGUGACCCACACAUAGAGACCAUGCUAUAUUUUCUUCAUUUUUUUGACUUGAGCUGCCACACACUUUCUUUACCGUUAUCACAAUAAAAUCGAUGCACUGAUUGUUGUGUGUGGUUAACUAUCUGCAAUAUACAGGCAGAAUAGUAAAGAAAGUGUACAGCGAUGUCAGAGAUGGAAGGAAGAGUACGCACGUUAACUCCAGGAGGCCACGAGUUGUACCAAGCCAACUUGCAGUCCUACUUGAGCACCCUCAAGAAAGCCUGGAGAGUUUUUGAAGCAAUCUUGACAGGAUUUGAUGACUCUCGCUCAGAUAUCAAGUAUCUACGGGAAAUUGAAGAGAAAUUCGAGAAAGCCAAAUCUGAAUACAUGGAAAGUUAUGAGACCCUCAUUUCCUUUCUCAGACGCUCUCGUACAGAUGAAGGUGAUUCAGAGAUGGACAACCAGAUAAUUCGACACAAGAAAUGUGUUAGUGUAAUUAAUAACUUUGAUCAUCAGAUUCAAGACUUGCUUAUAGAUGCUGCUGAAAUAUUUUCCGAGAAAUCUGAAACAAGAUCUGAACUCUCUAUCUCAAACAGCAGUCGUCGUUCCUCGGCAUCUGAGAAAAAACAACAGGGUACUAUGACACAGUUAAAGAAACUCCAGUAUGCUGAAAAGGAAACAGAGCUCCAGAAGCAGAAAGCCUUACUUGAAGCCAAAAUAAGACUCUUAGAGUGUCAGAAGAAUGUAGAUUCAUUGAAAGCGGAAAUAGAUGGCCUUGAGGAUCAAGGAUCUCAAAUAUAUGUACCUUCAUUACCGGAACGACAUCCUUUAGACAGUAAUGAUUCGUUACGUGCAACUAAACGAGAAUACACAGCAAACUAUGUUAGUGAACAUUAAAAGUUUAGUGAAGCAAAGAGUGAUUAUGUGUUCUUUGAACAACUGAAUAAAAAGGAUCACAUGGACAAAGAGGAUACCAAAGAUGCUAGAGACACUUUAUCACAAACCAAUGUGAAGACACCAGUUAAACCUGCCAUUCGUAAUGUCAAUAACGUCCCCCUGAAUCCAACAGCUCAGGAAUUCUAUCCGUACUCACAUGUUGGAGUGACUGCCAACUUGACACAAUUUUUUCUGAAAAAAGAUCUUCUGAUGUCGCGGUUCAGUCCAUUCAACGAUAAGCCGG